GUAUCAUGUUGUUCUCGGAAACCAACGGAACUCUUCCCCAGAUUCCAUAAACACCGAACGAGGAGAAGAGAAGAAAGGGAAGAAGAAGAGAGAGAGAGAGAGAACAAAAGAAAAAUAUUCGUAAAGGAAAUCCAACGUUGUGAAGUGAAACGUUUAUUUUUUUUUUUCCAAGAACACGCAAUCUCACGCAACAAAGGACCUUUUUUUUUUCCUUCUUUGGCUUCGAUACUAAGGCUUCAAGUCCCUCCCUCUCCCCACACUCCGAGUCCUGUGGGAGUGAGAGAAGGAAGCUCGAGGAAGAGAGAGAGAGAAAGAAAGAAAGAGAGAGAGAGAGAGAGAAACAAAGAAAAUCCCGUUUUAUUAUCAUGGGCCGUUUUAAUGAGGUCUGCUGUCCUCAGCAUCCAGAAGCACACUUAAUAGAGGAUUACCGUGCUGGUGACCAGAUCUGCUCAGAAUGUGGUCUGGUUGUAGGUGACAGAGUGAUUGAUGUGGGUUCAGAGUGGCGUACAUUCAGCAAUGAAAAGGCCAACAGUGACCCUUCCCGUGUGGGAGGGGCGGAAAACCCACUCCUAAAUGGCUCUGAUCUUUCCACCAUUAUUGGACCCGGCACAGGCAGCGCAUCAUUCGAUGGGUUUGGAGGGUCCAAAUAUCAGAACAGAAGAUCUAUGUCAGGUUCAGACCGCGCCCUCAUCAAUGCCUUCCGAGAGAUCAGUAACAUGGCAGACAAGAUCAACCUGCCAAAAGCCAUUACUGACAGAGCAAAUAUGUUGUUCAAACAGGUGCACGAUGGCAAAAAUUUGAAAGGACGUAGCAAUGAUGCCAUCGCGUCGGCUUCCUUAUACAUAGCCUGUCGACAGGAGGGAGUACCCAGAACCUUCAAAGAAAUUUGUGCUGUGAGCAAGAUUAGUAAGAAAGAGAUUGGACGAUGCUUCAAACUCAUCUUGAAGGCUCUGGAAACCCAAGUAGAUCUUAUCACCACUGGAGACUUCAUGUCAAGGUUUUGCUCAAAUCUUGGCCUCCCGACAGCUGUCCAGAAGGGUGCCACCCACAUUGCCAGGAAAGCUGUUGAUUUGGACAUCGUUCCUGGAAGGUCACCCAUUUCUGUAGCAGCAGCAGCAAUUUACAUGGCCUCCCAAGCUUCAGAGGACAAGCGAACUCAGAAGGAAAUUGGUGAUAUUGCUGGUGUUGCAGAUGUCACCAUCAGACAGUCGUACAAGCUUAUGUACCCAAGAGCAAAGGAACUUUUCCCAGAAGACUUCAAGUUCUAUACACCUGUGGAGCAGCUGCCACAGUUAUAGAGUUCGUGUUUUACAGAGGAGCUCUUUGGAGAUGUCAUUAACAUUUAAAUAUAGUGGGUUUAACCCCCAUUUUAUAGGAAUAAGUACCUUGGAAGUUUUUUAUUUUGAUUUUUUACCCCCUGUUAGGUUCUUAAGUUAAUGAGUUUCUUGAGAGGAUUGACUAGGUAGCAAGAAGGCAGUUAAUACUCAUUAAAGAUGAAGGGGUAAGAAAGUGAUGUGGAUGAGGCAGAGAUUUUUAAGAAUGCCAUGAGGUUGACUCUUGAAAAUCAAAUAUACCAUAUAUCUUUUAUUGCUCUAUGAAAACACAAAAUUAUAUUCUUUGUAAAUUGUCAGGAGAUUCCUUGCUUAUUAGCAAUUUUAAUAGAUAAAAGUUUGCAUUCAAAGAUUAUUUUCUUUUGUGUUUUCUAAAAAGUGUAAAAAAAAAACAAAAAGCAAAACCAGAAAAAAAGGAAAUCUUUUUAUGUUGUGUAACCUUACUGAUUACUGAGAAAUCAUUUUAACUGAUCACAAAAUGAAAGACAGAGUGAAUUGUGAAACAAAGAAAAGGGGGUUAAAAAAAAACAAAAACAAAAAUAAAAACUUCGGAAAACUUAUGUACUUGUUUAGAUAUGUAUAUUUAUACAUUAAUGUAUACAAGAUUAUUGAUGUAUAAUGAGGUAACUUAUAUGUAGCAUUUGAUGGAUUGUUUUUUCAAAGGGUAAUUACUGAAAUAUAAUUAUUUUAUAUAUUCAGGAAAGGAACUUGUGUAAUGAUUAAUAACAGGAAGUUCACCCAAGUGUGGAUUCAGAAACACUUAGUGUUUCUAUAAGCAUAUUGUUAAUUGAGGUUUUAUCAUAUAUUUUUAUUUAUUUUUUAUUUGUAUUUAAUUAUUUAUUUUUUUACCAGGUAGGUUGCUAAAAUACAAACAGCAAGGAAACAAUUCAUUCAUGUGUCUGAAGAAGGGAAAAAUUGUUUGGUAACAGUCAAAAAAAAAAGAAAAAAAGAAAAAAAAAAGAGAUGGCAUCACCAUGGGCCCUUGGAAUUUAUACCUUUUGUAUGUAGGCAUAACUAUUACAGCAUGCCUUGGUCAGUAUCAAAUGUUUUUAGAAGUAAAUUAACCCUCUGAAUGUUUGUAGGUUAUUGGGCAAUGUAGAUGAAAAGAAAGUACAAAAUAAAUACUUUUUUGACAAUG
Molecule: messenger RNA, 2469 nt
Organism: Penaeus chinensis
Lineage: Eukaryota; Metazoa; Arthropoda; Malacostraca; Decapoda; Penaeidae
Gene: TfIIB
Product: transcription initiation factor IIB-like
Exons: 7
Coding region: 366-1298 (310 amino acids)
Biological process (GO): transcription preinitiation complex assembly; transcription initiation at RNA polymerase II promoter
Cellular component (GO): nucleus; transcription preinitiation complex
Molecular function (GO): TBP-class protein binding; RNA polymerase II general transcription initiation factor activity
Source: RefSeq, a predicted model, not a curated record